UUGAAUCACACGAGGAGCGUGGAGUAAAAAUGGCGAACGAAACCCUCCAAGUGAAAAGGCGAAACCCAGCUAUUUUUCAGUUAAGAGCAGGAGGCGAGUUUUACAUGAUCGGUAGUGAAGUUGGCCAUCAAAUGGGCCUGAUGAAAGGAGCUUUGUACAAGAAAUUCCCUUCUCUCUGGCGCCGUCCACCGACCAUUGAAGAACGAAGAAUUUUGUUGUCGUUGAAUGUGGGUUACAACAGCAUGUCCAACUCAAACAUAAUGCUUGUGAAGGAAGGAGAAAUUGAGAAAAUUUUUAAAGGUUUUGGGGAGAAGUUCAUGGAAAAGCUUCCCUGCUCUCCCGUGACUGCCGGUGAUCGGGGGUUGAAGGAUUUUUCUCCGCGCUGUAGGCGACCAAACUUUACAGGACCGGUUCAUUUUCCUGCAAACUGCUCAAGGGAUAUUCUCAACUCAUCCGUUCAGCAUCUUAAUGCGGUUUCUUAUCAGACGAAGGCAUGCACUAAAUUUUGCAGCAAGUUUAGUUGGAGGGCUCGAGAAGAACUGAGGAAAAAGAUUCUUCCAAGCUUGAGGUAAAAUAAUCUUUCAUCCUAAAACUUUGUAUUUUUUUGCGGACACACUUUCAACAAAAUUUGAAUAUAAAAUCUUGUAAGAGGGUAAUCUUACAUAACUUCCACUGCAAAUUGUGAAAGUUAAAAACUACCCAUCGUUUUACUCUUUUGUGUAGGAAAACAAUGCCAAGUAUUAUUUUUUUUAGCCAUGAAACAAGCUAUAAGCUUGUGUAUAAACUGUUAAGCUUAAAUGUUUGUGCGAUAAAUCGCAAGAUUUCUACGAACCACAUGUAGGCGGUUUCUUCACCGUUACUGCAAUUUCCUCCAAAUGGCUCAUAACUCGUUUCAUUUUAUCUCAUCACUGGUUGUUCAAGAUGCACUGAAUAAAUGUUGAAUUUAAAGCUAAGUUACUAACACUGACAUGAUACGUUUGAUGCAUAAAACCCAAAAUAGACUUACCCGCGUGUCCGCGGAAGCCAUUGGCAAACUGACCAAGUUUGUCGGUUUCACCAUAUAGAACCCAUUUGUCAACAGUUCACUUUGAACAAACUAUUUUACCAAGGCCGUCUCACUCUGACAAGUUGAUCGCUUUCAGUGAAAAGUAAAAAAUCAAUGUUUAUACCCCAUUAGCUCCCGUGAAUUUCACUAUGGGGAUUUUCUUCUCCUUUUUACUAUAAACUUGAGAUUAAUUCAGUGAACAGAAAAACGAAAACGACUCAAUUUCCCUCCAGAGCAUUUUACUAUUACCCGCUGCAUUUACAUCACCUAUGAACAACAGUAACUUUAAACCUUUUUUAGCUUUGGUUUAAUAGACAGGCCUUGUAGGUUUUUUUGAUUUAAUUCUGACGGUUUUGGCCAACUUUACCAGUUUAGCAAAAAGCAUGAUUUCUUGAUGUUCUGAUUAAGUUGAGUCAAACUUUCACUCAUUUUUACUCAAAUAAUUUUUUUCAUUACUCAAGAAUUAGCGAUAGUUUGGCGUUGCAUUAUUUAAACGCUUUACAGUCCGUCUUUCAGCUUCUUUCGGACAACUUUCGGACUCUGUUUUUUGCAUGUUUUUGAAACAAGCAAAGUUUUUUGGCGCGAGUCGCGCGAGCCUGGAAACGAUUAGUCAGCUUGCCAAGAACUGUGGGUAAACGUGAUUGAAUGAAAGGCAAGAUGGCGGUCCGAACGUACGGUCAAAAACCAGCUUCUUUUCAGCUCGGAGAUGGCGACUCAUACAUGAUAGGAUCCGAAGUUGGAAACUUCCUGCGAAUGUUUAGAGGCUCUUUAUACAAAAAAUACCCUUCGUUAUGGCGAAGACUCGCCACUUUGGACGAACGAAAGCAAAUCGUUCAACUAGGGCUUGGACACAGUAGCAUCGCCACAAAUGUAACCUUGUUAAAAUCUUCCGAGGUGGAAGAAAUCCUCGAAGGAAAGGACGAGAAAUAUAAAGUUUCUACGGAAACACCCGAUGCAGCAGCUCGGGCCGUGAGUGGUAAAGCAAAACGUAGCAGCCAGCCAGCAUGGGCACCACAAACUUUAUUUUCUAGUAAUUCUUUUCACUUGGAUGCAGUACCUUGUUCUACAACUGUGAACAGGAAUCGCAUGGGACAAAAAAGGAUUAAGACCUUCCCUACAUGGUAAUCUACUGGUACUUAAGACGAUUUUUCUAGGAUAUGGAGUAUUGACAGAAUGCCUUGCCACUUAAAAAAAGACCUAUGUUUAUUGUUAUUGUUAUUAAUUUCGACAUACCAUGUCGCUGGCUAUGCAGAAAGUAGUCAUUAUGGCAGAGUAUUCUGCAGUUAAACCAACUCCAAGCCAAGUUGCUUUUUAAAACACCAUGUAAUGUAUGAUUUACGUGUUGCUGGGCUUUCAGGUUGUUACACGCAAUGGCAGAGUGCAAAGAAAGUCAAUUUUACAGCUUGUUAUUUGGGCAAGCUGUAGCUAGCAUGUAGUAGACCAAAAGUCAUUUCAAUUAGCCCCCCCAAAAAUUUUGAUGAGUACUGAUUACAGUUUUUCUGUAAAUUUGAAUUCCCAAAAAAGCUUCACUUGCUCGCUGGACACUAUUAUUUUCUUUGUAAGCUGAAUGGGAUUCUAAACCAUACAAGAAUAUUUUUGGUUGGGUAGUUUUGUGAUACCAAUGCAAAGCUAUACUCUAAGAAAAAUUGAAGAGAGCCCAGUGCUGAAAUCUGUGAAAUCCAGGGUAACCAACAUAUGAGCUCUAUGAAAAAGCAGAGAUUCCUUAGUCACACAAGAAAAUAGUAAGAUACCACGGAUCUAUGGGAGCUACUAGAGCACAGCCCUGCAUGGCAUGUUAAACAAAUUCUUUUGCAUAAGAUACAGAAGAAAAGAGACUGAUAGGAGACAAAAUUACAGUAGAACCUCUGUGAUACAAACAGUUCUCUUGGUACCAGGUCACUUGUCACUCUAUAAUCUACAACAACAUUUCUUUAGGUCCUAAAGACGGUGAACUUUAAGCAACUGUGCUCCUUCAAAAAGGAGACCUCUUUACUGUACGCAUUUAGCUUUGUACCCUUGGUGUCUGUUAUUUAUCAGAUUUUUCUGUUGUAUCAAGCCAAAUAGUGUAUGAUUGAUGUAUUUUUCUUGUUUGUUGACUUCCCUCAUUCAUGAUGGAACUCACAUCAGUAUGUCAUAAUACAGAUAGGUGCAUUUGUCAGAAUAGGCUGUUUUACAGUUGCAGGCUUAGUGUCCUAGCCUUUGAGUGAAUGUGAGGGUGAGGUUGAUCAUAUUUUGAAACAAGCCUCCUUUUCUGACAGAAAAAAUUAUGCUUAAAAAAUAAUAGUAUAAGAAAAACAUGACUUAGAUAAUAAAACAAGAAGGGCUGUACCAAGGCAAGGUCAACUCCAGCCUCAUUUCCACCUGUAACUGUUAAGUGGUCUAUUAAGCAUUUCCCUAAUUAAAGUUAACAGGAGUACACCUCUUCAGCUUAUAUGUAUUGUUUUCCAACGUUAGAUCAUGAGAUAAUACUCAAGAGAACUCUUUCUUUCAAAUGUAGUUAUAUUCACAUAUGUCUUGAAAAGAUGAAGAGCAAAUUCCCUUGAGACGUACAUUGAGAAAAACAAAACAUACAGGCUGAGGUGGUCUAUUCAAGUUGUACUAAUAACAACUCUUAUUAUAUAUUUCUUAAUGUUUCAGUUAUGAUGAUCACGACAUGGCAGCUAUCCAUGAAGCUGCUAGUCAGCCUGAAGUGUUAGUCCCCAUCAGGCUGGACAUUGAUAUUGAUGGACAAAAACUCAGAGACACAUUCACAUGGAACAAAAAUGGUGUGUGUGCUUAUGUUAUUUACUUUUGAUAUUUCAAAGCAGAAAUUUAGGUAUCAGCAAGAAGGGGUUUCAAUGAAAAUUGAAGUAGCCAGCAGGUUUGAAAAGAGUAACCGACUAUAUCAACAAGGGGCCAUUGGUCCCCUUUUUCUAGGGGGGAGGGAGGGGGUCUGGGCACAUUCUGCCCAAGAAAUUUUGAGAUUUCAAAGCCCUAAAAUGUGAGUUUCAGUGUUCUGGGAACUAAAUGUGAGGACAAAAGAGAAUAGAUAAUUGAACAUAGUUUCUAAUAAUAUUAUUUCAUAAUCAACCUAUAAAGCAGUAUUUUACUGUCCACCUACCCAUAUGUAUCAGUGCAAUAAGACAAGUUCUAAAUUAAGUCUUUUUUGUUCUCAGAUAACAAAUCAAAGUACCAUCUGUCAGAUUUGGGAAUCUUCUUGAAUUUAUUUUAACCAUUAAAGUAUUAAUUUUCACUGCGCAAAGGAAGGUUCUUGAGUUUCUUUGCUCUGGAAAAUAGUAAGGAAGAUCAAAUUAAAAUGAAAAUAAUAAACUGGUUGUUUUAGCUUUUAACUUCUGACUGAAAAAUAUUGUUUAGAUCAUGUUGUUUGUUUGUUUGUUUUUCUUGUUUUAAGUUGUACGUUGUUUUUUGGUUUAAAGUCACUGAAGAUUAAGGGUUAAGUUUGGUUUGCCUUUCUUUGCAGAGACGUUAAUCUCUCCAGAGGUGUUUGCUGAAGUGCUGUGUGAUGACCUAGAUCUGCCACCAGCAUCAUUUGUACCUGCUGUAGUGCAGGCCAUCAGGCAGCAGAUAAAACAGUUUGAUUCAGAUUCUGAAAUAAUGCUUGAUCAACAAACAGAUCAGAGAGUUAUUAUCAAGGUGGAGAGUCAACGAGAUUCAGUAGUUAAACUUAACUUCUCAAACUGAUUAAUUAUGUAUAAUACUCUUGUCUUCAAGAUACCCACCAUCUUCACAUGUGCAUUAGGAUUGAUGGGGUAAAAGUGAUGUCACCUGGUAUUUCAGGGGGAAGACAAGUGAUAAAAUUUGCCAAUACUCACAAUCGUGGUGGGGUUUGUUCCUGUAUGAGACAAUGAUGUUAGUCAUGCAAAAUGUACAGCUCAAGUUUCAACAAGUUUUACUGCAUUAUCGUGCAUUGUGAAGACAUCUAGGUUCACUGCUGCUUCCAAAAAAGAAACAAUAUGAUCACUUACACAACCGUAAUUUACUUCUUUAAGAUGAAAAGUUCUCCAUGUUCUGUUGUCUAAAAUAAACAAAAUCAACAACAAUUUCUUGUAUUUUUUCGAAUUUUAUCACUUGUUUGUUCCCUGAGAAACCAUGUGGCAUGGCUUUUAUCCCAUCGCAUACAGUGAUGGGGCAUAUUGUGAAUAAGGUCUAUUUGAUUGUCUCAUUUUGGUUGGGUACAAGUUGGCACUAAAUGGUCUCUUACUUCCUUUCUUUUGGCACAAAAUUUGAGAUUUGAGGUAAUUUUAUCAUGGGAUAGAUUUUUGCUCUUGGACCAUCUUCAUUUUCUUGAAUAACUUGUGGGUUUCUUUAACCUGUAUUAAAUGGUCAUCUUGGAUUAAAUGGUCAGUAAGCCAUACCCUAAGACUGUAUUAUGACUUUUUUGGUAAUUUUCAUCCACAGCUAAACAUCCAUGUUGGUAACAUUUCAUUGAUGGAUCAGUUUGAGUGGGAUUUGUCAGAACCUCAAAACACGCCUGAACAGUUUGCACUGAGCCUUUGUUCUGAUCUGGGUCUUGGUGGCGAGUUUGCCACAGCCAUUGCUUAUAGCAUUCGUGGUCAGUUAAGUUGGCACUCUAAAACAUAUGCCUUCAGUGAGGCACCAUUGCCAACUAUUGAGUCACCCAUUAGAUCAGGUACAGAUGUAGAUAACUGGGGUCCAUAUCUUGAGACAUUAACAGACGCUGAGAUGGAAAAGAAGCUGCGUGACCAGGACAGAAAUACCAGGUUAGUGCUUUCUGAUAUUUAUUUUAAGGACAAAAAUCUUAACUUUUUUGCACCUUGUUUUUCUUACUGGAGAUCAAUGACAAGCAAUGAAACUAACUCUUCUUGUAGCACUAUGGCAAGGGGUGUCUAUGUAAGUUAUUCAUUAAUUCUCAUUGUAGAUCUAUUUGAAAAGUUGCUUUGUUUCAUGGUUUAUAUUCUGAGGGAGUAACUAAAUUAGCCCGCAGGACCCCAUGCUGUUUCACUGGCUGGGUGUUGACUGACAUCAUGCUGUAAUCCGAUGACUUAUCUCACUCAGGCGUAUGAGUAGCUGCUUUCUUUCUUCCCUCCUUCUCUUGAGUCCUCGUCGGGACCUCAGUUCAUUCAUAAAGAUGCCCAAACAGAUUCACGGGCUUGUUGUCUGCUGAGGUGCAAAGGGGACACGGGGGAUGAUUUUCACCGCCUCUUCACUAUGUCUUUGCUUUUCAUUACUUCGUUUUUUAACAUGUGAACUAAUUAGCUGGGCAAAGAUCUAUGGUUUGUAUUAGACGUUUAACAAACUGUCAGAGACCAAGAGAGUUAGAUUGAGAUUUAAGCACUGCUGGAGAAACUUUGUACAAAUUCUCUUUCUCCUUUGGUGGGUCUAGCCCUAAGAGUGUCCAGCUCCUAAUCUCUGCGUAUGGUUUAUAUCACUGCCAAGUUAAAUGCAAGGUCAUGAGUUGUGUCACUCAUCUCAUGACUUCAUCACUCGCUUUGAUAGUGUCCCUCGCGCCUUUGGCCCUUAGCAGUCGACUUUUGGCAAGUCCAGCUCAUGAGAAUACAGGGAAUAUAUCAUCCAAAAUUUGCUGUAUUGAUUUCUAAACAACCUUUAGCAUCACGAGAAUUGCAUGCAGUUUGUUAUGGAGAACAUGAAUUUUGACUCUAGCAUGGUAACUUAUAUUAUGGUACACUGCCUUAAUUACACAUGUAAUUACACACUUAUUAUAAAGUGUGACAUAUUGCAUUCUUUAUUUCUUUUUUCAGGCGAAUGCGACGUUUAGCUAACACUGCUCCUGUGUAUUGAAAAGCGUUCAAAACCCACCAGAAAACAAAUGUAAAUAAAUAUGUGUGUAGUGUGCCCUCUUCUAUGUAAAUAAGUUAGUUGGAAAGUGUUUUGUUUGAAAAAAGUCAAAAACCUUAAGAAAAGAAAGAACUGUUGAUAUUUUCUGUUACUGGUGUAGUUAUAAAGAGAAGUGAUUGUACCAAUGGAACACUG
Molecule: messenger RNA, 6997 nt
Organism: Porites evermanni
Lineage: Eukaryota; Metazoa; Cnidaria; Anthozoa; Scleractinia; Poritidae
Source: the annotation of a GenBank genome assembly